AUGGAGAAGAACAAGGGCAUGAGCGACGUCCUCCCUCUUGACGUCAUUCGGCGAAUCUUUCUGAGGCUUCCCGCCAAAGAGCUGUUUCGUCUCAGAUGCGUCUCCAAACUUUGGCACUCUCUCAUAUCCGAUCGAGAUUUUGCAGAAUCUCAUCUUAACCAUUCCUCUGUAGCACCCUCCCAUUCAUGCCUCUUCGUAAACUUCUUAUCUGUGGGUUACUUUGUUGACGAUGACUAUUUGGUAGUUUUAGCUUGGGAUAAUGGGAACCACUCCCAAUUCCACGUAGAUUGCUUUUCGUUGAGAACCAAUUCAUGGAUUAGUUUCGAUGCAGCACUCCCCAAACCCUUUGGUCACAAAAUGUGGGAAUCUCGUGGGUUAUUCUUACAUGGCGCUAUUCAUUGGUUGAGUUGCUAUGGCGCUUACAUGAAUGCUAUUCUUAUCUUUGAUUUGAAGGAAUGGAGUUUCUCAACGACAUCUAUACCGGUAAAGCAUUAUAACUGGUACUCCGAUCUCACCCUAUUAGGAGGGUGCCUAGCCUUGUUUUCGUAUGAUCACAUAGGUAAAACUUAUAUAUGGGUUAUGAAAGAAUAUAAAGUGACGCCAUCUUGGAUUUUAAUGUAUUCCAUUCCUUGUUUUAAGAUAGUGCCUCUGUCCUUAUCCAAUGGUAGUGACAUUAUUGCACUACUAUCUACUACCAAGUUAAAGUUCGCCAAAUAUAACGUCAGUGGAGAGCUUCUCCAAGAAAUUGAUUAUCCUCCUCUUUGCUAUAGGCCAAAUCGAAACUUCCUAACUUUCUUUGUAUAUACAGAGAGUCUCUUGCCAUUCCCUGCUGAUACCAAGGAUAAGGAUAAGAAGAAGAAAACCCGUAUGUAA
Molecule: messenger RNA, 873 nt
Organism: Arachis duranensis
Lineage: Eukaryota; Viridiplantae; Streptophyta; Magnoliopsida; Fabales; Fabaceae
Product: putative F-box protein At4g29970
Exons: 2
Coding region: 1-873 (290 amino acids)
Molecular function (GO): protein binding
Source: RefSeq, a predicted model, not a curated record